GUGAGCUGAAUGUGAAUGUAGCUUGUUUACUCUGCAAUGCAACGGACGGAGACACGGUUUAUCCUGCUUGUAUCUUCAGUUAUCUUCUCACUUGCAGCCCCUCCGAAGAGGCAAAAGCCAGCAUGGAGGGAGAGCCCCUCUCAUCCCUGUGUACCCCUGCUUUUGUGGUGGACGUGGACAAAGUGAAGAGGAAUGCCCAGAGGAUGAUCGAGCGCUGCCAGAAACUGGGAGUCCAGCUUCGACCGCACAUGAAGACCCAUAAAACCCUUGAGUGUGCUGACAUCAUGACAGGUGGAUCACGGAGGUGCAUAGUGGUUUCCACCCUGGCAGAGGCCUGUUUCUACGCUGACCGUGGAUAUGAUGACAUCCUCUACGCAUACUCUCUUCCCUUUGAUAAGGUAGAGCAGUGUGCAGCGCUGUCAGAGAAACUGGAACUCUUCCAGAUUUUAUUGGACCAUCCUGAUGCCCUGGAGCAGCUCCGAAAGAGACCGCUGAGAGACGGUCGGCAGUGGCACGUGUGGCUGAAACUCGACUGUGGCAACGGGAGAGCUGGCGUCCUGCACUCAGAGCCAGGGGCGCUCGUGCUGGCUGAAGCCAUCGCUGAGACGGAGGGCGUGGAACUUAGAGGAGUGUACGCCCACUGUGGGAACACCUAUUACUGCACAGGAGUUGAGCAAAUACAGGCUGUUGCUCAGGAAACCACCAAACUGAUUCUGCAGUUUGUGGAAAAACUGAAGGCUGUUGGCAUCACCUGUAAGUCCAGCAUUGGCUCCACCCCUUCCUGUAGUCAUCCAGUCAAAGACAUGGCACAGCUGAGUGAGGUGCAUCCUGGAAACUACGUCUUCUAUGAUGCCCAGCAGUCUAUGAUUGGCUCGUGCUGUCUGGAGGACGUGGCUGUGAGGGUUCUUACGAGGGUCAUCGGUCACUGUCCACACAGGAACCAGCUCCUUAUUGAUUGUGGAUGGGCUGGAAUCAGUUUGGAUGGAGCUGGAAAACUUCCCACUGGAUACGCUGUGAUCGAGGGGCAUCCAAACCUCAAGUUGUUGUCUAUGACUCAGGAGCAUGGAAGAGUGGAGCCCAUCUCAGGAGAACUGGACUACAGCAAGUACCCCCUGGGCUCUCUGCUCACACUGAUCCCCUACCAUUCAUGUGCAACAGCAGUGAUGCACCCUGUGUACCAUGUACACUCUGAGGGUCGUCUGGUGGGGAAGUGGAUACCCACUCGCGGAUGGUGAAGAGUUGGAGGACAUUUACUGUACCUUUCCUCUUUCCUGUACCUCUAGGGCAGAAGAAACAUAUAUAAUCUCAUUCCAAAUUAUUUACACUUGUUAUUACUGGCAGAUCUGUUCCCUCAUGUUUCUUUUUACAGUGACAAUGGAAAUGUCUAUAUGGAUAACGGUUUAGGAAAAUUCUGUCUCCUCAUCAUUUCAUCAAUUUAAUCUUUGAGUUUUUGAAAUCUGGCAGAUUCUGAAUUGAAACUUUAGAUAAGCUCAGUGGGCUGUGGCAGUAAUGAAUUGUUAGAGGCUGCUGUGAAUAUGCAGAUGCCUUCUGGAUGCUAAAAGUAGCCCAUAUAUGAAGCACUGAGAAGCAGGUGAUUAAUCACAUUGUUAAUAAAUGAUCUUUGAUUUACCACCAUAAACGUUCGUGA
Messenger RNA from Archocentrus centrarchus (flier cichlid), 1648 nucleotides. Its product is annotated as D-threo-3-hydroxyaspartate dehydratase. The record is from RefSeq and is a predicted model, not a curated record. The transcript has 10 exons. Gene Ontology annotation, molecular function: D-serine ammonia-lyase activity. Gene Ontology annotation, biological process: D-serine catabolic process. NCBI's taxonomy places the organism in Eukaryota, Metazoa, Chordata, Actinopteri, Cichliformes, Cichlidae. The coding region runs from base 123 to 1235 and encodes 370 amino acids.